AUGGAUCCAUGGAAUGCAGGGGCCGUAGAAGCGGAAUUCCAAGCCAGGCGGAGGUUGUGCAUUGUCCAGGUCCCUUUAGUCCCCAGCUUCGCCAAAACCUCGGGCUUGGCGUGGGCAGGAAGAAAAGAUGUCGUCGCUGCUCCCCCCGACCUUCCCUCCUUCGUCACUAGCCUCGCAUCGCCAACCUUGCCGGCGCCCUCACCACCAUCACCAUCCGGGCACCACUACUGGCACACCGCUCGAUCCGUUCCCCUCUGGCCUGGCCCCAAGAAUCAUUUGCCGUCUCCUGGCUUCCUUCGGACAGGCGGCGUCUCCCACCACCCGCCGGUCGCCGGUCGCCGGUCGCAACUCGCAAUUCCCCCAGUGCCCACGGCUCCCGCUGCUAGCACACGUCGCGCCCGCGUCCUACACGUGCAACCCGCGCCCACCAGCAGCAACCGUCUGGUAGCAACGCGCCCCGUCAGGAACGCGCCCCCGACGACGGCUCUCUCACCCUUACCAGCUCGAGCCAGGGCCCCAUUCCAGGUUCAAUUCUCUGUUGGCCGCCAGAUCGCCCAUCGCGGCCGCCAGCGCAACCCGCCUCUGCGGUCUCCUCGCAAGCUUGCAACCGCGUGGCCUUGUGCCCUAUCCGACUCUACUCGUCUUCCGGCGUUUCUCUCUGCGCUGCUGCUCCUGCGACUCCCGCCGCUGCGUGAGUGUGCACCUGCUCCUGCAGACAAUCCCAGCGCCCUUGCUGUUAUUCCCAUCGGAAAAGCGGCCGGACGAGAGGCUGAUCGCUCCUGA
Messenger RNA from Westerdykella ornata, 783 nucleotides. RefSeq lists its product as uncharacterized. The coding region runs from base 1 to 783 and encodes 260 amino acids. Lineage: Eukaryota; Fungi; Ascomycota; Dothideomycetes; Pleosporales; Sporormiaceae. The record is from RefSeq and is a predicted model, not a curated record. The transcript has a single exon.